Meyerozyma guilliermondii ATCC 6260 is the source of this 1071-nucleotide messenger RNA. It is a transcript of the gene PCD1, whose product is annotated as 8-oxo-dGTP diphosphatase. Bases 1 to 1071 code for a protein of 356 amino acids. Gene Ontology annotation, biological process: coenzyme A catabolic process. Lineage: Eukaryota; Fungi; Ascomycota; Pichiomycetes; Serinales; Debaryomycetaceae. Gene Ontology annotation, molecular function: coenzyme A diphosphatase activity; acetyl-CoA hydrolase activity. The transcript has a single exon. The record is from RefSeq and is a predicted model, not a curated record.
AUGGCCGAAAUAGAAAACAUAGUAAGCUACGUACCCAAAUACUACCAGAAUCUGCCCACGUCAGUGUGGAGCCGUCUUCCCAGUACCCGAAGGUCGGCAGUUUUCAUACUUUUGUUCCUUGGAAAAAUGGGUGAAUUAAGAGUCAUUUUGACAAAACGAUCUUCUCAGCUUCGCAACUUUCCUGGCCAUAUAUCGUUACCAGGAGGCAAGGCUGACUCGGACUCGGAAACAGAAUGGCAGGUUGCUCGGCGAGAAAUGGAAGAAGAAAUCGGGAUCAGUGCCGACAACGAAAAGCUCAAGAAGAACUUUGGGUUCAGCAUUGACCAUCUAAAAGUGCUUCCUUGUUAUCUUUCAAGGACGUUUCUGGCGGUCCGGCCGUGUGUGGGGUUUAUGAAGUUUGGCAAUGAUGUCCUGGAGUCGGAAUUGAUCCACAACUUGACAUUGACUCUCAAUCCUGGCGAGAGCUCUGGCAUCUUUUCCUGCCCAUUGCGUGACUUUCUACACCCUACAGUGGACGAGGAGCCCAGCGAGAGCAUCGAGAGGCAGUCACAUUCUGUCCAUUGGGGCUCAAUUCCGUGGAAUUUGCGGUCGUAUAUUUUCCCACAGAAAAAGCUAAACGAGCCCACCUGGCUCCACGACAUCCAGGAUCUUCUGGAAGAGGACUAUUCCGACGAAGACGAGAUCGCCAAGCGCGAGCAGACACCCCCAACUUCAGAUUCUUCAGAGAAAGCUUCGAAGAAGCAAAAACUCUCACUGUGGGGUCGGCUCGGAUCUCGCCGAGACUCCGAAACUCAAGAACGCAUCUACGACGUAUGGGGACUCACAGCCAAUAUUCUCCAUGAUUUGGCCAAAAUAACCUACGGACACGCCGGAGGAAUCCAGGGCGAAGAGGAACUCAUCUACAGUGUGUGGCAUCAUGGCAAUCAGAUGCGCCAAAAGGAACGAUCUCCAGAAGAAGCCAAACUCAUCAAUGCCACUAUAUCCGACAAUUACGGGUUCCUGGACAUUCUUCCACGGCAGGAGUUCCUUCGGUUGAAGAAAUUGUAUCGUGGAGGAGACGUCAAGAUGUAG